Symbiodinium sp. CCMP2456 is the source of this 318-nucleotide messenger RNA. NCBI's taxonomy places the organism in Eukaryota, Dinophyceae, Suessiales, Symbiodiniaceae. The record is from the annotation of a GenBank genome assembly.
AUGCCGCCUGUGAAUGGCUCCUGGGACUUUCCGCUCAGCAGGGCUGAGAAAACGAAGCUGCUGCUGGACUUGUACACCGUCGAGGUGCAGAGCUCCCACUUCGAGAUCGCAAAGCUGCGGCAGGAGUCGGAAAGCUCCCAGGAACACUACGUGAAAGCCCAAGGGCCCGCGCCCAAGCCGUCGAGCCCUGGGCUGCGGCAGUUGGAGGUCUCGCCCAUCCAGCAAUCCUCGGAAUCAGCGGGACAAGAGGCGGCACCGCGCCGCCGCGAUGCCCAGCCGCAUUGGUCCUGGGAGGUUGCGGCUCCCGGCAGUUCCUAG